Messenger RNA from Erinaceus europaeus (western European hedgehog), 885 nucleotides. It is a transcript of the gene TIMM17B, whose product is annotated as translocase of inner mitochondrial membrane 17B. Lineage: Eukaryota; Metazoa; Chordata; Mammalia; Eulipotyphla; Erinaceidae. Gene Ontology annotation, biological process: protein import into mitochondrial matrix. Gene Ontology annotation, molecular function: transmembrane protein transporter activity. The transcript has 6 exons. Gene Ontology annotation, cellular component: mitochondrial inner membrane; TIM23 mitochondrial import inner membrane translocase complex. The record is from RefSeq and is a predicted model, not a curated record. Bases 90 to 605 code for a protein of 171 amino acids.
CGGAGCUCUCGGGCGCCUGAGUACGUGUACGGCCGGGGGGCGUGGCCCAGUUUGGGCUCAGCCAGGCUGUGAGGCGGGACGCUGGGGCCAUGGAGGAGUAUGCUCGCGAGCCUUGCCCCUGGCGGAUUGUGGAUGAUUGCGGUGGAGCCUUUACUAUGGGUGUCAUCGGUGGUGGAGUCUUCCAGGCCAUCAAGGGCUUCCGGAAUGCCCCUGUUGGCAUUCGGCACCGAUUGAGAGGUAGCGUCAAUGCGGUGAGGAUCCGAGCCCCCCAGAUCGGAGGUAGCUUUGCAGUGUGGGGGGGCCUGUUCUCCACCAUUGACUGUGGCCUGGUGCGACUACGCGGCAAGGAAGACCCCUGGAACUCCAUCACCAGUGGAGCGCUGACUGGGGCCGUACUGGCUGCCCGAAGUGGACCACUAGCCAUGAUGGGUUCGGCUAUGAUGGGGGGCAUCCUGUUGGCACUCAUCGAGGGUGUGGGCAUCCUCCUCACUCGCUACACCGCCCAGCAGUUCCGCAAUGCGCCGCCCUUCCUGGAAGACCCCAGCCAGCUGCCUGUGAAUGAGGGCGCAGCCCCUGACUACCCCAGCUACCAGCAGUACCACUGAGGAGGCACCCACUGGUCUCUGCCGCCACCACGGGAGCUGCUUCUCGGUUCCCUCCCCGCUGAUCUACCUCUAAGGGAGGGCUGGCUCCGCUUGACCCUGGGACCUUCCAGAGAGGGUCUGGGCUCUGUUUGUUUGUUCCAGAGCAGGGUGGGGUGCCCCAGCUGCUCGGAUGGAUGGCUCUCCUGUUUCCUCAGGGCCCCACACACAACAUGAAGCAAGCUGUCACCCCACUUCUUGUCGUGGUGCCCAGAUAAGUAUUUAAAGCCAGUUUUGAAAUGCC